Messenger RNA from Dalotia coriaria, 1306 nucleotides. RefSeq names its product carboxypeptidase B-like. Gene Ontology annotation, biological process: proteolysis. The record is from RefSeq and is a predicted model, not a curated record. The coding region runs from base 157 to 1269 and encodes 370 amino acids. The transcript has 5 exons. Gene Ontology annotation, molecular function: zinc ion binding; metallocarboxypeptidase activity. NCBI's taxonomy places the organism in Eukaryota, Metazoa, Arthropoda, Insecta, Coleoptera, Staphylinidae.
UGUGCAAAUGUCAAAUUUUUGAAUAAAAAUGAUUUUGUGAAUAAUAUUUACAAAUGGAAAGAAAUUAAAAGAAAAUUAUGAAGAAAUGUUUACUUGGAUGAUUCGAGGACAGUCACGUCAUCAUUUCAGUUGUGGGUGAAGUACAACAAUAAAUAAAUGGCAAAUAAACCGUGCAGUCGCAAAAAAUGUUCAUACUAUCCAUUUGUUGACUUUCCAACUUAUUUAGAGAUCAAAAUUUAUUUAGGUGAAAUAUGUCGAACAUAUCCACAUCUAGCCGAAAUUGAAAUAAUUGGAAUCACAACACAAAUGGCCGAGAUAUACAUGAUUAAACUACAGAAAGACGCGUGUAGUUCAAAAUCAAAAGCACGCGAUAUUGUGUUUGUUGAUGCUACCAUCCAUGCACGUGAAUGGUUGUCUACAUCUACUGCAAUGUAUCUUAUCAACUAUAUCAUCCUUAAUCAUCAUAUUUUGGAUCAUAUAAACUAUUACAUAGUGCCGUGUGUGAACGUAGAUGGUUAUAUAUUCUCCAUGGAAAAUAAAUGCUAUCGACUAUGGCGUAAGAAUCGAACGUUGAAUUGUUCAUCAGAUGUCACUUUACAAGGAGUUGACUUAAAUCGUAACUUUCCUAUUGGAUUCUCAUUGCCUGGGAGUAGUGAUGAUCCUGGUUCAUUUAACUACCGAGGUGAAGAACCGCUUAGUGAACCAGCUAGUAAAGCUAUGUCGUUUGCAAUCAACAAAUAUUGCAAGAAAAUUAUACUGUACAUAAGUUUACAUUGUUACGGCAACGCCAUAUUGUAUCCAUGGUCGUUUACCAAAGCACCUAUACCCGAUUGUCAAGAUUUGUUUGAAUGUGCAAUGCAUGGACGAAACGCAAUUUGUAAACAUUCGGAAGGAAAACGUAAAAUGCGAGUUGGAAACGCCGCAAAAAUUAUGAAUUUAGCAGCUGGAACCAGCACAGAUUACGCCCGUUAUGUCCACGGCAUAAAAUUCUCCUACAUUUUUGAAUUGCAAGGUUAUGGCACUUCCGGUUUUACUCCGCACAAGAAACACAUCCCUUCAAUUGGUUUUGAAACAACAAUGGCGAUAUUUGCAAUGGCGCGUCACGCUCAAGUGUAUUACCAACGUAGAAGAUGUAAGAAAGUAACUGCGGAUAUAAUAAUUGAUGAAAACGACGGCGAAGAUGAAAACGACGACUGCAAACCGUGCCCGAAGAAGAAAAAGAAAACAUGUUCUUCAUGUCCACCGCCUUCUAAAGAAGCAGUGGAAUAAAGUGAUGUUUGUGCAAUAAAUUAUUAUUUAUACAUAA